This is a messenger RNA of Cherax quadricarinatus, 4591 nucleotides long. NCBI's taxonomy places the organism in Eukaryota, Metazoa, Arthropoda, Malacostraca, Decapoda, Parastacidae. The record is from RefSeq and is a predicted model, not a curated record.
CUCGCUUAUACUUGAAGGGCAGACGAGCUUUGUCUCUCUGUUGGCGAGAAGCUGAACAUCGUAUUGGUCAUUUUAUACUUUCAGAAUGGCUGACGCGGAGCAGAAAGCAAUGCAGCUGAUGGCGGAGGCUGAGAAGAAGCUGAGUUCUUCGAAAGGCUUCCUCGGAUCUCUGUUUGGGGGACCUUCAAAAGUUGAUGAAGCCAUGGAUCUUUACCAACAAGCUGCAAACAAGUUUAAGAUGGCUAAGAAGUGGAACUCUGCAGGUCAUGCUUUCACUGAGCUUGCGUCACUGCAUGCAAAGGCUGGAUCACGUCUUGAUGCAGCUACAAACUAUGUAGAGGCAGGAAAUUGUUACAAGAAGACAGAUCCUAAUGAAUCUGUCAACAGUUUGUUGAAGGCAAUUGAAAUUUACACAGACAUGGGGAAAUUUACAAUGGCUGCCAAGCACCAUCAGUCUAUUGCAGAGAUUUAUGAAACUGAAGUUGCAGAUAUAGAAAAAGCCAUCCAGCACUUUGAACAAGCGUCAGAUUACUUUCGUGGGGAGGAAAACAAUUCAUCAGCAAAUAAGUGUCUUUUGAAGGUAGCUAUGUUUGCUGCACAAAUGGAAAAUUAUGAAAAGGCCAUCCAAAUCUACGAGCAGGUUGCAACAAGUUCCCUUGAAAGUUCCUUACUCAAAUACAGUGCCAAGGAGUACAUGUUCCGUGCUGCUCUAUGCCAUUUGUGUGUUGAUCUAACUAAUGCCAGGAUUGCAGUGGAGAAGUAUGAAGAAAUGUAUCCAGCAUUCCAAGAUUCACGAGAGUGCAAACUGCUUAAGUUUGCUUCAGAUAAAAAUAAUUAAUGUAUACAGUAUAUAAUUGCCUAGUAAUUGUGUAGGGUAAUGGUGAACUUACAAAUAUCAAAUUAACUUGACAUGUAUGGUUAUGAAAUAGAAAGCACAUGGCAUAAGUACAUGCUGAUAUUAGAAAGAAUGAAAUUUAAAAUUGAAACAGUGCUGCAGGUGAGGUUAGUAAUAUAGCACAUCAUCCUAGUUGGGUAUUAUGUGCUCAGAACUUUCCCAUCAUUUAUGUGCUUGGUUAGUACUAUAUGCCAAAACCAUGAAACUUUCUUUGUAAGGAAGUAGCAAGAACUCAGAUCAUAAGCUUAACAAUAUAGUUAAUAGGAAAAUUAUUAUAAGUGGCUGAUAAACACUGUUGACAUUGUCAUUAUAUAUAAUGCUGUACUGUGUUAGGGCAGUUGGAAUGUAAUGUAAGAGCUGGAGUAAGCUAUUCAGGAAUUGUACGAAGCUGUGAUCAUCAAAUUCAAUAGAAGAAUUGUGACUUUUAUUAAUGUCAUGUUAAAUGGAACACAUUUUUGUUAAUAAUGAACUUAAGAAAAAAUCCAGUAACUUGCAAAACUUUUGUAAAUUGUGGAAAAUUUUGGUUGACGAAUGUUUACAUACACAAUGCAUUAUGAUGUACAUAUAUUUGCAAAACGUAACUUGAUAAUUUAGUGAAUGUUAUGCAUAAUUCAAAUAAGGUUUUGUAUUUCAUUUUUAUUGGGUAUUGGAAAUCUCUAUAUUUUUUUUAAUAUCAGGACCAAGUAGUUUGUUGCUGUAAGAUAAAUUAGUUUUCUUUUUUCGAUUAUGUAAUGCAGUGUGUUGCCAGAGUAAAUCAGAUAAGUUUGAGUGAUGCCUUUAGUGCAUUUCAUGAAUAUUAUAAUUUUUUUAUAUAAAUGAACAACAGUCAGUCCAUGUGUCCUUGCAUUUAAAGAAAAACUUAAGAUUUCAAGACCAUAUUUUUUUUUAUGAAGUAGCCUAACAUUCUGGGACUUAUUUAGAAAGUUUCAUUCUGAUUUUAGUUUAGAAAUGGUGAUUCAUUAAUUGUAAGGAAUUUACAGUAGUGAAGUUAAUUCAUUAAUUUUAUUUGUAACUACAGUAGAAGCAUUUUCUUUUAGUUCAUGUCAUUACACCUAAAGGCAUCAGUUAUGAUUAAUUAAAGACUAUGUUGAAGCCUGGCUUCAGGCUGAGCUGCAGGGAUAGAAGAACCCUCAAAACUGGUCACUGGUAAGGCACAGAUAAAGGACUGAUAGUUUCCAUAUAUUAAAACAAUAACUAAUGCUAUUACAAUUCUGGUGAGUUGCCAGUAAUUGGAAACUAAGUGUAUUUAAUGUAAUUUUAUAUUGUGUUUUUAUACACAUCAAUAUUCAUUGAUUGGCUUCACUGUAGCUUGAUGAGGAUAUAUCGUAAGGUUUUUCUUUAUAACUGAUUUACCCUUUUCUCCCUCUACUAAUUCUUAUGACUUAGUGAGAAAUAUUUAUAUAUUUUUUAUAGAUUUGCAAAUUGUAAUAUAUUAAGAAAUUUAAAAUAAUAGUAAAAACUUAAAUAUAAUAAAUAAAUAAAGCAUUCUUGUUAGAAUAUAUAUUUCACUGUAAGCUAAUUUCAUAGGUACAGUAAUUUUUUUCUUUAAUACUCAUCUGAAGAAAUUGUUAAACUAUGGAGCAUAUAUUUAAAUAUACUGUACUUUAAAUGUACAAUAUACCAUUAGUGUUGUGAUCAAUUAUUCAUCUACAACACAGUUUGUUAAUAAAAGAAGUUAAUCUACAUUGUUAUAAUUUUGUAGUUUAUUAAGUUUUUCAUCUGUUUAAAAGCUGUGAAUGAAACCACAUAUCUUUGUCUUGUCUUGAUUUUGAUAAGUAAAGACUGUAAUUAACACAUUGCUUUUGAAAAUGUUAAAUAAGAACAGGCACAUGUAAGGUUAAGAGCGAUUCAUUUUAUGUAGUUGUCAGUAGCAUUAUUUUGUUGGAUAUUUGGAUGUUAUCUGCAUGCCUGUUGGAAACUUUUUAUUAAAUCAUAUGCACAAUAAACUUUUUAAAUACCUCUGAUAAAUUGAGAAUGAUACCACAACUUUAAGAUUGUUAAUUUAUUUAGUGUUAAGAAUAAUAUUUUUUUCUUUGGUCUAUGCCAUUAUAUUUGGAAGUAAUUCUGAAGUGUUGGAAACAGUAUACCACAUAGAAAUGAUGGUAAGGCAAUAAUGGAUAAUGUCUACAUGUGUAGGUUAUACAGUACCUUCAUAAUUACAUAAUAUUUCUCACAUACAAAAUGUUCAGUAUAAAAGUUCUCUUAUUGUGUGUUCCUUUUACUAGCCAGUAUUAUCAGUGUUGUAGGAAGGAAACUUGAAGUUUACCAAAUAAAUACUAUCACUGAAGAAAUGCAGUCAGAAAUGAAGAACUUAAUGCUUCUGGUCUCUUCCCACAAUGAUUCAUUUCCUUUGGCCAUUUCCAGAUUGAUACUACAGAUUCUCAACAUCAGUAUCAAAUUCCUUAACAAAGUUUUUUUUUUUUAUUUUAGGGUACAUAUUUCACUAAAACCUUUCAUUCUGCAUUUAAUUAACUUCUUAAUAUUUUUUUCAAGCAGAGGGCAACUGUAGUGCCUGCAUUUUGGAUUUUAGAAAAUUUCAUGAAGUUUUCCACGUUGCUAAUGUUUCCAUCACAAUAACAGUGAAGAAUGGUACUUGAUAGUAUGCUCAAUAAUGGAAAAGUUAUGGUAACAGACUUACAUGUCUAAAGCUUACUAAAAUAUAAAACAAGAUCUUUUUCCUGUUUAUGGCAAUAGUUGUAGUAUGACAAAGGGUUUAAUUAAGCAGCAGCAUUUUCAAGUGUGCAAUAGGCAACUUUGCACAUGGUAAUGGCCAGUAAAACUAAUGUAGACACAUGGGAAACUUGGUAUAUAGGGUUUCGUAUCUGUGUUAAAAACAAUGACGGCUAAUCUGUGAUAUAUUUUAAUGCUGGUGUUGCUUGAUCUUUGGAUGUGUGUGCUAUGCACACAUCUUUAUUGUCAAGUAUGCACAUACUGAGCUCACUUAAAAAGUUAGCAAGACAGUAAUGCAAUGUUACAAUUUUUUUUUUCUUUGUUUGGGUGUAUGGUACAGUUUGAGCUAUCAUCUUGGCUUAAAAAACAAAAAAAAAAUGCCCAACAUGCAGAGUAUGGUCAUCGAAUCAACCAGUCAGAGCAUGAUAAAAAUACACUGGUAUUUUUUUUAGUCAAGCUCAGUUUUAAUGUUAAUUAUUUGUAAUAUUAAAAAAUUGCAUACAUGGUUUAUGGGUUUAGUGCUUCCCCAUGAAUAUAAUGUGUACCAUGUUAAAGAAUAUAAAUAUUAGCACAAAAGAGGAGCUUUUUCUCUCUCUCUCUCGACUUUCUUUGAAGAGCACGAAAUACAUGAUAUACUUCCAGUAAGCCAAUAUGACUAGUUAAUUUUACUGGCCUUCUAAUUUGUCCUCUUAAAUUUUAAUUUAAAGAUUUAAAUUUUGUAUUUAUAUUUGUGGGCUUGAGUUCCAUAUGCAAGGUUAUGGUGUAUGGCCAACAGUCAGUUUUUGCAUACUAAGUGAUAUUAAUGCAUGGAGUAUUAUACAUACCAAGUUUACUCUUAGAGUUGUUAUUGAAUGUUAGCUCAUGUGAGUAAAUAUGUAUGAGGUAACCUUCAAUGCUAUUUUCUCAAAUUAUCUUUGUGUAGUAGUGAUUGCUAUUGAAAUGUAUUUGUGCAUAGUUUUUUGUAAAUAAAACUGCCUGUCUUUCUCAGUACUAAAGUAUUUCAGAAAUACUAUCCAGUCACUGAAA